GUGAAGACACUGUAAACAAGCAGAAGGAGAAGAAGGGCAGAGACAAACACAGCAGGAGGAAGGGACCCGUGUGUCAGCUUUGGAUGCUGGAAACAUCCGACCCAGGGAAGUGAUUAUACCCCUCUUUCACCUGAAGACAUCAGCAGAUCAAAAGAAGAGUGUUCUGUGGCACACGCACGCAUCAACAUUCAAACUGCAGGUUUGGAGUUGAUCCAGGAUGCAGUCCUACCUUGCUCUGCUGCUGGGGAUUGUGGCCUCCGCUGCUUCAGCAGAAUGGAGGCGUCCGGUGAUUAAGUUCAACUCAAAGGUGGUGGGGAGUUCUGAGGUGGUGGUCAGACCUGGGACCACCCUGGAUCUGAGAUGUGAAGGUGAUGGGCCUGUAAACUGGCAAACGAGGCUAGCCAAACACAGACGCUAUGUGUCCAGGGGCAACGGGAAAGCCCGCACCUUGAAGGUGGAACGCCCCUCUGCAGAAUUCAGUGGGACAUACAAGUGUUAUUACACAGCGGCUGGGCUACAGCACCUGACCUCCUCAGUGCAUGUGUACGUAAAAGAUCCAAACCGUGUGUUCUGGACCAGCAGCACAUCCCUGCGGGUGGUGAAGAAGGAGGGUGAGGACUACCUGCUGCCCUGCCUGCUGACUGACCCAGAAGCCACAGACCUGGGCCUCCGCAUGGACAACGGCACCUCGGUGCCCCCCGGGAUGAACUUCACAGUUUACCGGCACCGAGGCAUUCUCAUCCACAAGCUCCACCCCAGCUUCAACGCCGACUAUGUCUGCACAGCGAGGGUCAACGGAGUGGAGAAGACCUCCAAGGCCUUUUCCAUCAACGUCAUUCAGAAGCUUCGUUUCCCACCAUAUGUCCUCCUGGAGACAGAGGAAUAUGUGCGCAUUGUCGGGGAGGAACUCAAGAUUCGCUGCACAACACACAACCCCAACUUCAACUACAACGUCACCUGGAAAUACACCACCAAGUCGAAACCUUUGAUAGAGGAGCGGGUUCGCUCCAGCGGAGAAAAUCGCUUGGACAUUCAGAGCAUACUGACCAUCCCUGCUGUGGAUCUUGCAGACACAGGAAACAUUUCCUGCACAGGCACAAAUGAAGCAGGGGUGAACAGUUCAACAACAUACCUGCUGGUUGUAGACAAGGCCUACAUCAGGCUGCUGCCCCAGCUGUCCCCUAAACUGGCCCACAAGGGUCUUUCAGUGGAGGUGAACGAGGGAGAAGAUCUGGAGCUUAACGUGCUCAUCGAGGCGUACCCCAGCAUUACAGAGUACAGAUGGCACACCCCAACAUCUCCGAACACGUCCACACAGGAGCACAAGCUCAUCAUCUACAACAACAGAUACCAUGCUUCUCUGCAGCUGAAGAGAAUGAAUGCGCAGGAGCAGGGACAAUACACCUUCUACGCCAAGAACAACUUGACCAAUGCAUCCAUCACAUUCCAAGUCCAAAUGUAUCAGAGACCUGUUGCUGUGGUGAGAUGGGAAAACAUAACCACACUCACUUGCACUUCAUUUGGCUAUCCUGCUCCCAGAAUCAUCUGGUACCAGUGUCUUGGGAUAAGGCCUACGUGCAAUGAGAACACCUCAGGGCUGCAGAUGGCCAUCCCUCUCCAGGCUCCCACAGUGGAGAUCCAGAGGGAGGAGUACGGGGCCGUGGAGGUGGAGAGCGUCCUCACCGUAGGGCCCUCGAGCCGCAGGAUGACAGUCGAGUGUGUGGCCUUCAACCUCGUCGGCGUCAGCAGCGACACAUUUGCCAUGGAGGUUUCCGACAAACUCUUCACUUCCACCUUGACUGGAGCAGCAGGCAUCCUGACCAUCCUCCUCCUGCUUCUGGUUUUUCUGUUAUACAAAUAUAAGCAGAAACCCAGGUAUGAGAUCCGUUGGCAGAUCAUUGAAGCAAGAGAUGGAAACAACUACACGUUUAUUGACCCCACUCAGCUGCCUUACAAUGACAAGUGGGAGUUCCCAAGAGACAAGCUGAAGCUAGGUAAGAUCCUGGGUGCAGGAGCUUUCGGAAAGGUCGUUGAGGCCACAGCCUAUGGCCUGGGAAAGGAUGACGAUGUGUUGCGCGUAGCUGUGAAGAUGUUAAAAGCCAGUGCUCAUUCAGAUGAGAGGGAAGCUCUGAUGUCAGAGCUGAAGAUCCUGAGUCACCUGGGACACCACAAGAACAUCGUCAAUCUCCUGGGAGCGUGCACCUAUGGAGGGCCAGUGCUUGUGAUCACAGAGUACUGCAGCCUCGGCGAUCUCCUGAACUUCCUUCGCCAGAAGGCAGAGACGUUCGAGAACUUUGUUAUGAACAUUCCCAAUAUUACAGAGGACUGUAAUGACUACAAGAACGUCUGCAGUCAGAAACAGUUCAUCAGAAGUGACAGCGGGAUCUCUAGCACAACUUCAAGCAGCUACUUAGAGAUGAGACCCAGCCAGCUGCCAAAUACAGAAUCAUCUCCAGACUGUGUGUGCAGUGAGACUGGUGACUGGCCUCUGGACAUUGAUGACUUGCUGAGAUUUUCCUACCAAGUGGCCCAGGGCCUUGAGUUUCUUGCUGCCAAGAACUGUAUUCACAGAGACGUGGCUGCAAGGAAUGUCCUCUUGACAGAUCGCAGAGAGGCCAAGAUAUGUGACUUUGGCCUGGCGCGUGACAUCAUGAAUGACUCCAACUACGUGGUGAAGGGCAAUGCCCGUCUGCCAGUGAAGUGGAUGGCUCCAGAGAGCAUCUUUGACUGCAUCUACACCAUCCAGAGUGACGUCUGGUCCUACGGCAUCCUCCUGUGGGAGAUCUUCUCUUUGGGCAAGAGCCCCUACCCCAGCAUGGCUGUGGACUCCAGGUUCUACAAGAUGGUGAAGCGUGGCUACCAGAUGUGUCAACCGAACUUUGCCCCUGCUGAGAUCUACAUGAUCAUGAAGAUGUGCUGGAAUCUGGAGCCGACAGAGCGUCCGACGUUUAGCAAGAUCAGUCAGAUGAUAGAAAGACUACUCGGGGACCAACUUGAGCUCGAACAGCUAAUCUACCAGAAUGUGCAGCAGCAGGUCACUGAGGGUGAAGUGUGUGACGAGCCCAAGUGCUGCGACAGCCCCUGUGACCAGUCUUGUGACCACGAGGAAGAGGAACAGCCUCUGAUGAAGACCAACAACUACCAGUUUUGUUGAUCGCCCUAAGCCACCGAUCAAUCAGUGAAUCAAUCACUCAUCAACAAGCAUCAGGAAAGCGCUAUCAGCUGUGGCUCAUGGCCAGAGUACCACUGCUUGUUCUAACCGCUGGACAGUCACAGAGAGUCGCCUUCACAGCUAUUUUUUGCCUGUUGUGCCUGCUCGCCAGACAGACAAGCAGCUGCAGCAAGCAUGUGACUUGCUUCUUUGCAGACCAUGACUACAAAUUGCCACGUCUAAUGACACUGACUGCAGACAUGAAAGGAGGAAACAUGUCAACAGACCGCGAAAGCAUCCAAAGCUGUACCUUAUCCUAAAUGUUACCCCCUCAUGUACUGUCUCUCACUCCUUCUGAUAUGUAUUUGAGGUAUAAUCUGUUAACGGAAGGAGAAUCUUUUUGUCAUUUCUUAUUUUCUUAUUAUAAACUCUGUGUUUAUUACUUUUUCUUUUUUUUAUUAUUGCCGUGACAGUGAAUGUUUUUGUAGAGAUUUUUUGUCAGCAGGUUCACUUCCUUCUCAUCAUUUCAUUGCAUGUAUGCUUUCUCAGAGGAAGCAACCCAAAAGUCACAAACACUGCGUCCACAACAACAACCACUUUGUGACUUCUUAUCUUCAUGUGCUCCAGACAAGUUGGUUUUUAUUCCCACAUCACCUUAAUUAAACAUCUAAACAGUGCAAGUGUUUUUCCCUGUUUUAAACACGCUGGUCAUAGCUGUAUCUCUUGUGACACACUUAACAGCAGCUGUCAGUCGCAACAUGUGAUUGUUCCACUUCCAUCUAAUUAAUUAAGCAGGGGUCAGUGUGAUUUAGGAGCAGCGAAUACAACUGAAUUGAGCAGGGAAAUCUGUGGAUCCCUUAUGGAUCAGAUGAACAAUGAUUCAUGUCUGACAAUGUGAAAGUUUCUUUUUUUCUUUAUUUUUGCAUGGCACGACUUAAUCUUCUCAUUUUCUGUAGAGUUAGACGAUUAUUAGGAUGUAAGCUUCAUUUAUGUCUGUAUGUAGCAGUCAGCCUACACUGCCAACUGUUUGAAGAUUUCAGAAUGAUAUAUAAGCUAUGUGAGAGAUACAGACUGCAUAUUUGUGUGACUUCAGGCAUUUUAAGUGUGCUUGCAUCUGAAUGAAACAAGAGUGAGAUGUCUGAUAAUGUAUAUAUCUCAUGAUGUAAAUCAAGAAUUGUCUUUAUUUUCGCUGGAAUGUAGAAUAGAUAGUACAUCAAUAUGUCCAUGUUGUUUUUAUUUGUGUGCAAAUGAGAUAAUCAAUGCAAAAGCUGCAAAUUAAAUCACUGGAAAAUGCUUUGAACGAAGCUUUACCACUGAACCUUCAGACUGUAGAGUUUCUUUAUAUGCUGCCGAGGUGAUGAUAUGGUGCCAGAUAUUUCUAAACUACGUUUUUCUUUGUUGUACCUCACUGAGCUGAUAGAAACUGUGCUGCCUUUAAGUUCCUCUCUCCUCACUUCCUAUUUUUGUUGUUCUGGAUCACGUCCAAUCUGCAUUUCCUCUGGAACGUUUCCCACAGUAUCUGUCAACAUUGCACAACUCUGAAAACUUUGUAGGGAAGUAUUCAUCCCCAUCAGAAAGUCUACAUGCUAUCCCUCCUUUGUGAGGUUUCAGCUGAAAUCAUACUCCUUUAUGUGCUGCCAGACUUUCUGAGGUACAUUGUGACGUCUUUGUUCGGUUGUCUGUCAAGACACUGAGAUAUUCACAGUGUUGGAAAGGUUACUUUGAAAUGUGAUAGGUUACAGAGUUACCCUGUUAAAAAUAUAGUAAGUCAUGUAUCUAUUUUUAUUACUUCAUCAAAGCAAUGUAUCACAUUUGACUACUUUUUGAUUGCUUUUCUAACAAAUGUUAUACACUGGGCAAUAAAGCUGAAAAAUGUUCAGAAAUAGACGAUGCCAAAAGGAGGUAUUACUGCACAGGAGAAGAUCCAAAGAAAAGCUUUCCUCCAAAAGUUGAAUAUGUGCACAGCCCCACCUCUGCCGUUAAAUCCAAAUGAAAAUGAAUGGGAGGAAUAGCGUUUUUGCAGCAGUGCCUGACACAGUGUAAAUGAAUCCUUAGUGUGAACUUGAAGCAGAGUUCAGUGACACCACUCCGGCUUUGCCAGAACUGCCAAUGGAGCAAAAACAUGUGAUGCUCCAGCCCAAAUGUCCUCAGGACACCCUCCUUUUUUAUAUUUAAU
Messenger RNA from Epinephelus fuscoguttatus (brown-marbled grouper), 5327 nucleotides. It is a transcript of the gene csf1ra, whose product is annotated as colony stimulating factor 1 receptor, a. The coding region runs from base 218 to 3154 and encodes 978 amino acids. NCBI's taxonomy places the organism in Eukaryota, Metazoa, Chordata, Actinopteri, Perciformes, Serranidae. The record is from RefSeq and is a predicted model, not a curated record. Gene Ontology annotation, biological process: osteoclast differentiation; positive regulation of kinase activity; multicellular organism development. Gene Ontology annotation, cellular component: signaling receptor complex; CSF1-CSF1R complex. The transcript has 22 exons. Gene Ontology annotation, molecular function: ATP binding; cytokine binding; macrophage colony-stimulating factor receptor activity.